AUGUCGUUGACCCACGCCGUCACCAAGGAUCAUCGCGAGCUCGAGCAGUAUUAUAAUGAGGUGAUCAACUCCGCCGAUCACGACCAUCAGCAGCGGUAUGGCAAUCAGUUUGUCUGGGAGCUUGCCCGCCACUCUAUCGGUGAAGAGCUUGUCGUCUACCCCGCCAUGGAAAAGUACAUGGGCGACAGGGGAAAGGCGAUGGCCGACCAUGAUCGCCAGGAGCAUCACGAGGUCAAGGAGCAUUUAAAGACGUUUCAGGGACUGAGUUCUCAGGACCCAGACUACGUUCCGAAGCUCAAAGAGAUCUGGACUCUUCUCUCCAAGCAUAUCGAGGCGGAGGAAGGUGAAGAUCUGCCAGCGCUGGAACAAGCGCUCAAGGCCGAGGAUGGGCAGUCUGAGUCCCUCUCGAACAGCUUCAGCCGCACAAAGAUGUUUGUGCCGACGCGCAGUCAUCCAAGCGCUGGAGAGAAGCCGCCAUUCGAGACUGUGAUGGGUCUCAUGGCGGCACCCAUGGACCGGCUUGCUGACAUGUUCCGGAAGUUCCCAGACCAAAGCAAGAUUUGA
Molecule: messenger RNA, 564 nt
Organism: Fusarium vanettenii 77-13-4
Lineage: Eukaryota; Fungi; Ascomycota; Sordariomycetes; Hypocreales; Nectriaceae
Exons: 3
Coding region: 1-564 (187 amino acids)
Source: RefSeq, a predicted model, not a curated record